GCUGUCUGGAGGGCAGCCGAGUCACGGAUACAGGGCUGGAAAAUUCCCCAUCGGCGGCCGAUUUCGUCCGUCAAGCGCGACGUCAUGACGACACCAGACAGGAAUUGCUGUCUGGAACAUCACGACGCGGUUCCUGCAGAAUUUGCAACUACAAACUGGUGACUCCCACGGCCACGCCAUAGAAAAGUUGACAGGGGUGGUGGUGGUGGUGGUUGUCGUUGCUGCUGUUCGUGACGGCGAGCGCAGGGUAGCGGUGCCCAAGUUCACGACACCCUUUGGCGGCUGACGCCACUGGCGCAACCCAUCCCUGACCCGGCGGCGUCCAGCGACAAGCCCGACUCGUUAGAUUGUUUUCCUCUGCAGCGGCGUCGUUCAGCCACAGGACAGGAGCGGUGCAGGUGCAAAUGCCAAGCGGCCCGCAGCACGAGUCGGCGGGACCUUCGGACGGGAAGGUCGCGAUGCUUGCCCGCCAUGGACGACCAUCGUCGCCAUCGUCAUCAUCGGCCGCCUUUCUAUAAGUAAGGCAGGAGGGGACCCGGCUGGAAUCUCAGAGACCAUCUUCAUCAUUAUCAACACCAUCACCACCACCACACUGCUCACCAGUUGCGCAAAGCAUCCAUCCUCCUCCAUCAACUAUAUCCCGACCACCCACCAGCCGAUGCGAUCCUUCCUCUCCCUCAGACAGACCCGAGCCGCCUUCCACCAGAUCCAACGCGCCAACAUGACCAUCACCCAGCUGCCCAAGCGGAUCCGCGCCGUCCUGCAGCCGGACCCCAAGACCGACGCCCUCGUCCUCGGCGAGACGGACCUGCCCGUGCCCAAGCCGGGCGACACCGAGGAGCACCUCGUCCAGAUCAAGGGCACGGCCCCCUGCCUCAGCGAGCUGUCGUGGGAGCGCAACUUCCCCGACGUCUUCGACACGGGCCGCGAGCGCGUCCCCGGCACCGAGGGCGCCGGCAUCGUCGUCACCUCACCCGCCGGCUCGCCCUUCAAGCCCGGCGACGAGGUCUACUUCCGCAACAACGCCAACCGCCGCGGCUGCCUCAGCGACUACACCCUCAUCACCAAGAGCAGCCUGGCCCUCAAGCCCAAGACCCAGUCCUGGGUCGAGGCGUCGUGCACGCCCCUCAGCUCCCUGACCGCCUACCAGGCCCUGUUUGAGCACGGCGGGCUCGACCCCCGCGCCAUCUCCACGCAGGACGCCGACCCCAAGGCCCGCGAGGCCAACGCCAAGCGCCGCGUCCUCAUCACCGCCGCCGGCGGCAGCGUUGGCGGCUGGGCCGUCACCCUCGCCUCGGCCGCCGGCGCCGGCGCCGUCAUCGCCGUCUCCGGCCCGCACGGCAAGGACGAGGUGCUCAAGGCCGGCGCCACCGAGAUCGUCGACUACACCCAACAGUCGGUCGAUCAGUGGGCCGCCCAGGACCCCUCGCGCCAGUGCGACCUGGUCUUCGACUGCGUCGGCGGGAGCUCCCUCGCCGGCUGCUGGGCGGCCGUCAAGGACGGUGGCAUCCUGCUCAGCGUCUCCGACUCGCCCGACCGCGUCCGGCCCGAGUCGGCCGCCGACAAGAAGCCCGUCGUCGCCAAGUGGUUCCUCGUCGACCCCCGCGGCAGCGACCUGAGCGAGAUCACCAAAAUUGUCGACGCCGGCAUGGGCAAACCCCAGAUUGACAGCGCCGUCCCUUUCGAAGACUUUCAGAAGGCAUACGAGAAGGUCGACGGGCGCAAGGCCAGGGGCAAGGUGGUGAUUAAGGUGACGGACACGGAGUAAUUGCUUGACGGAUGGAGGAACGCGAUGAAGAAUCAAUGGGCCACAGAAAAGGGAGCGGGCGCAAUGAAGAGCAGUCCUGCGGCGCGCCAAUUGGAUGCCCCGGAGCUUGAAUUGAAAUAUCUAGCGACGCCAAUUAAUGCAAGCAAAUCAUCUAAUGAAAACUAU
This is a messenger RNA of Purpureocillium takamizusanense, 1933 nucleotides long. RefSeq lists its product as uncharacterized. Gene Ontology annotation, molecular function: oxidoreductase activity. The transcript has a single exon. NCBI's taxonomy places the organism in Eukaryota, Fungi, Ascomycota, Sordariomycetes, Hypocreales, Ophiocordycipitaceae. The coding region runs from base 659 to 1768 and encodes 369 amino acids. The record is from RefSeq and is a predicted model, not a curated record.